AUGGAAAUUGUUUGGGAGGUGCUUUUUCUUCUGCAAGCCAAUUUCAUUGUCUGCAUUUCAGCUCAGCAGAAUUCACCAAAAAUCCAUGAAGGCUGGUGGGCUUAUAAGGAGGUGGUCCAGGGAAGCUUUGUUCCAGUUCCUUCCUUUUGGGGUUUGGUGAAUUCAGCCUGGAACCUUUGCUCCGUUGGAAAACGGCAGUCACCAGUCAAUAUAGAAACCAGCCAUAUGAUCUUUGACCCCUUCCUUACCCCACUUCGGAUAAACACAGGGGGUAGAAAGGUCAGUGGAACAAUGUAUAAUACAGGGAGGCAUGUUUCUCUACGACUGGAUAAAGAACAUUUGGUGAACAUCUCCGGAGGGCCCAUGACAUACAGUCACCGAUUGGAAGAAAUACGGUUACACUUUGGCGGUGAAGACAGCCAGGGAUCAGAACAUCUGUUGAACGGACAAGCUUUUUCUGGGGAGGUUCAACUAAUCCACUAUAACCAUGAGUUAUAUACAAAUGUCACAGAAGCUGCAAAAAGUCCCAAUGGCUUGGUGGUAGUUUCUAUAUUUAUGAAAGUAUCUGAAUCAUCAAAUCCAUUUCUAAAUCGUAUGCUUAACAGAGACACCAUAACAAGAAUAACGUAUAAAAAUGAUGCAUACUUACUGCAGGGACUUAAUAUUGAGGAACUUUAUCCUGAAACCUCUAGUUUCAUUACAUAUGAUGGGUCCAUGACAAUCCCACCCUGCUACGAAACAGCAAGUUGGAUACUAAUGAACAAACCUGUCUACAUAUCAAGAAUGCAGAUGCAUUCACUACGGUUACUAAGCCAGAAUCAGCCUUCACAGAUUUUUCUGAGUAUGAGUGAUAACUUCAGACCAGUCCAGCCUCUCAACAAUCGAUGUAUCCGAACAAAUAUCAACUUUAGUUUACAAGGGAAAGAUUGCCCAAACAAUAGAGCACAGAAACUACAAUAUAGAGUAAAUGAAUGGCUCCUGAAGUAA
Molecule: messenger RNA, 987 nt
Organism: Python bivittatus (Burmese python)
Lineage: Eukaryota; Metazoa; Chordata; Lepidosauria; Squamata; Pythonidae
Source: RefSeq, a predicted model, not a curated record